AUGUCGCUACCAGCAGAUGAUCUCGCAAAACUGCUUGCUGCACCAGCCCUCAGUCCGCCCGAUGGCGUGGUGCCUGACUUUGACAACCCGCCGAACAGGAACGGCCUCGCCUGGUUCGUGACGACCUUCUGUAUGAUAAUAGCGACCGUAUGUCUUUUCAUCCGUGCUUAUGCUCGGAUUGUACUGCUCAAGAAACCGGGUAUUGAAGAAGUAUUGAUGUACUGUGCCUAUGGAGCUUAUUGGGGGACAGCAUAUGCGGGUUACGGGAUGAUUUUCACGCCCGGCUACUACGUCCACACUUGGGACCUGACCAACGGCGAUCUGGUCCGACCUCUCUACCUUAUCCUCGUAUACGGCUGCAGUUACUCGACGGUAAUGCCCUGCAUCAAGGCGGCGAUCCUGAUCGACUGGUGCCGGAUAUUCGUCCCGGACCGGACCAGGAGCUUCUUCUGGUGGAGCUGCAUGGCGGUCAUCGCGCUGCAGGUGUGCUGGGGCAUCGCCUGCAUCGCGCUCCUGAACAUGCAGUGCGUGCCGCACGCCGCCAUCUACGAGUUCUACCUGCCGGCGAAGUGCUACUCGCUGCCCAAGGUCAUGCUCACGUCGGCGAGCGUCCAGGUGGUGACGGACUUCGCCAUGGUCUUCCUGCCACAGCGCAUUAUAUGGGGUCUGCACAUGAACUGGCAGAGAAAGAUCGGAAUGUCGAUCAUUUUCGGAGCUGGUAUACUCGCCUGUAUCGGAGCAAGCGUGCGGCUCUCAACCACGGUCACCUUUGCCAAGGAGAGUGACACCAUGUACUUCAUCGGCCCGCUGCUGUUCUGGGCGUGUGCCGAGAUGACAUGUGGAUUCUUCAUUCUCUGCGUGCCCUGUAUUCCUAAGGUGUUUCGCGAGUCCGGCAUCUCACAGAGCGUCAGGAGUGCCCUUGGCCUGAGCAACAAAUCCGUCACCAAUCCCUCGACGACCGAAGGCACGUAUGGUGGUUCCCGGGCGUCGCGACAAAAGUCUAAACCUAGAAUGAUUUCGGAUACGUACUACAAGAUGGACGAGGAUGAAAUUCCUCUUGGCAAUAUGAGCAAUUCGGGAUCUCAGGAUGAUGUGCACGGGAAGAGUAACUCGACGCAGGUUACUCGUACGAUAGAUAUUACCGUGUUUUCGGCAGCGCGUGCUGAUACGAAAAAUAAGUGA
Molecule: messenger RNA, 1182 nt
Organism: Truncatella angustata
Lineage: Eukaryota; Fungi; Ascomycota; Sordariomycetes; Amphisphaeriales; Sporocadaceae
Exons: 5
Coding region: 1-1182 (393 amino acids)
Source: RefSeq, a predicted model, not a curated record